Molecule: messenger RNA, 2716 nt
Organism: Xiphophorus hellerii (green swordtail)
Lineage: Eukaryota; Metazoa; Chordata; Actinopteri; Cyprinodontiformes; Poeciliidae
Product: lithostathine-like
Exons: 5
Coding region: 1569-2168 (199 amino acids)
Source: RefSeq, a predicted model, not a curated record
ACAGUCAUCUCCUCAACCAGAUCACCAGCAGUUAUCGGAGUUUUCCCAGCUGGCAGUCCGACCGCUCCUUUUCCUCCCUUCACGCUCAGAACUUACCUGUCCGCCCUCCACCACAACCAAAUGAACCAAGACCCGAACCGGCAGUUACUCUCUCCCAGACUGAACCUACCAUCUCACAAAGUAAGACCAGUCCAAUUCUGUUCGCAACUCACUUUUCCCAUUACCACAAACUCAUCUUCUCCCUCUGUUGUUCCUUAGUGAGUCGACGACUCCGUGAGCCUGUUCCCGGAUUCAUUCUCUCUCAAACUAUCUUAUCAUUUUGUGCAAAUAAAAUCAUUUAACUGAUUACUAUUCUCCUGCGCUUGUUCUGCUUGUGGGCUAAGAACUUAAAACCCAUUAUGACGACCUGAUUCAACAGAGGUCCAGUCAGGUGGCGCUGGCCAUCUCACAAUGAGAGGAAUGGAGAUCAGCUGAGAAGUCCAGUGGUUGUAGAAUAAAAACUGCUGGUUCUGGUUCAUCGUGGAGUUACGUCUCCUUUAAGGACAGAGUGAUGCAUCAUGGGAGCACAAAGCAGCAUCACAGCAGAUCCUUCCUCCAGGAUUUUUUUGUCAUAAAAGCCAAAUUUUGUGAUAAUUGAUUUGUAAAAGCAACUAAGUAAAUUCAAAUUCUCUGAGUUUCUGGUGAACAUGAAGAAGAGAUUCUGACAUUUAAGGAAAAGGUCAGACAUUUUAGUUUUUCAGUGAAGAAAAAAGAACAUCUGAGGGUGUGAAUACUUUUUUCAGCCACUGUGAAUGAAGCUGAACACAAAAGUUUUUAAUCUUGAAUAAAGUUUGCAGAGUAGCUUUAUCUCUGAACAUGUUCCACUGUUGAGGUUCCAACUGACUGAAGCUCUGCUUUGGUUUUAUUUCAUGAAUCAACAAGAACCUGCAGCCUGACGUUUCCCAUCAGGCCCAAGGAGUCAAAUUAGUGAUUUACAACUUGUUCAAAUUGUUUUUACAUGACUGCAUAUCUCAAAAUACACAUUGUUGCCUUCAAUGCAAAUGAUUUAAAUCAAAACUUUUGCAUGUUCAGGUUUAAAGUCAGAGGCUGAAUAUCUGAAGCCACAGAUUAGAGAGCAGAGGAUGGAGAAAGUUCUGCGCUUCUUCUUCACAGCUUCAGCUCUGUGCGCCGCCGCCUCGCUGGCUGCACGUCAGUAUCGCUUCAUCUACGAAAAAAAGACGUGGGCCGACGCACAGACCUACUGCAGACAAACACACACUGACCUGGUCACUGUGGGCAGCCUGGAUGUUGCUACGACCCUGAACAACAUGGUCAACCUGAUCCAAAUGGGCAACGAAAGAGACGUAAGGCUGGCUUAGUCUCAUCUGGAUGUUUCCUCCAUCCUUCAUGUCAUCCUGUUACCUUCUAGCUGCUGCUUCCUGCAGGCCUGGAUCGGUUUGUACGAAGACAUCCAGAGCUGGAGGUGGUCUCUGGUGGACGACUCCUUCUACCAAGGCUACAGCACCCAGUACAGGAACUGGGUAUCUGGGCAGCCAGACAACUCUGGGUCCAACGAGCCCUGCUCAGAGAUGAACGACCUUGGGCAGUGGAACGACCUUCCAUGUGCGGCGAGGCGUAAACCUCUCUGUAUGUCUGUCAGCAACGCUCAGUCAGCAUCAUUUUUUGCUGUGAACUCCCUGAUGACGUGGAGCCAGGCGCAGAGCCACUGCAGGACGUACUACACGGACCUGGCCAGUGUGAGGACGUCAGCAGAGAACAGCAAACUGCUGGCGGUGAAGCCUUCAGGGGAGAGCUACUGGCUGGGCCUUUACAGAGACACCUGGAAGUGGUCGAACGGAGACGGCGCGACGCUCAGCUACUGGACGUCCGGCCAGCCUGACGGCUCCACUGAGCACUGCAGCACAGCGUACUUCAGCGACGCGGGCAGGUGGAGGGACUGGUUAUGCGGCUACGCCAAGCCAUUCAUCUGCCACUACGACCCGGUUCCUUUUACAAAGCAUCUGAUGAAAGUAAAGCUGAGCAGCUCCACUGUGGACCUGAACGAUGCUGCGGUCCAGACUGACCUGCUCAACCAGCUCAGACAGAAGCUGCAGGAUGAUGGACUGAAAGGAAACCUGAGCUGGAAGCAGAUCGGUGGGAAGAUCUUCUACACGGAGCAGAAGGUCUAAGAAUGAGGGGGAGAAAUCUCAUGUUUUUAAAUGAAAUUCACAUGAGAACAUUAUGAUUUUUUUAGCUUAAUCAAAUGUGACUGAAACAUUUGUAAGAAAUUCAUCUUUCCAAAACCAAACCUGAUUCAUUCUUAGGAGAAAAAUAUCUGUGUGCAGAUUUACUGUUUCUGUAAACAGAAUAAACCCACAAUGUUCAACAGGAAAUCAGACUUUAAUUCUGAAAGUCAUGAAACACUGCUGUUUAUUAUAUUUAUUUAAUUGCUUUUGUUUUCAUCUCAUUUUGAAACAGAAGCGUCUCCUCCUCGGUUACUCUGUUAGCAUCAUGCUAACUUUCACGGUGAAGUUUUACACUUUAUUUUCUGAGACGUCUUCACUGCUGUAAACUGAAGCCUUCUGCAUUUAAAAUUAAACUCAGAUGAAAUCUGUUCUCUUCUGGGAUAAAUGAGAUGAAAUGUGGAGCUGAAGAAUCUUUUUCUGUGUCUGGAUGUUUAAAUGUCUUCAUCUGUAAAAACAAAUGCAAUAAAAAGAGAAGAAUCAGUCAAACUUCA